Penicillium antarcticum is the source of this 837-nucleotide messenger RNA. Its product is annotated as HIG1 domain-containing protein. The transcript has 2 exons. Gene Ontology annotation, cellular component: mitochondrial inner membrane. Gene Ontology annotation, biological process: mitochondrial respiratory chain complex IV assembly. The record is from RefSeq and is a predicted model, not a curated record. Lineage: Eukaryota; Fungi; Ascomycota; Eurotiomycetes; Eurotiales; Aspergillaceae. Bases 1 to 837 code for a protein of 278 amino acids.
AUGAAGCUUUUAACCAAGGAAGAAGAAGAUGCGCACUACCGCUCCGUCGUCAAGGGUGGCACCAUCGGCGGUCUCGCCGGUCUAGCUGGAGGUGUCGCAGGUGUCCUCCUGGCCUCGCGUCGCUUCCACACAAUCCGCAACCUGACCAUUCCUAUGAAGUCCUUCCUGGUCACUUCAUCGGGUACCUUCGUCGGAAUCAUCGCCGCCGACCACGCCUCCCGCGAUUACGAAGUUCAGAACAACGCCGAGCGUCAAUGGUACGAUAGCCGUGAAGAGCGUCUGCGCGCCGAAGAAAUCCGCGGCCUCAGCUUCACCGAUCGUGCUGCUGCCUUUGCCCGCCGUGAGAAGUACAAGAUUAUUAGCGCCACCUGGAUCGCCUCUAUGGUUGGCUCGUUCGUGCUCGUCAGCCGUAACCCUGGUCUUACCGGACAGCAGAAGCUUGUCCAAGCUCGUGUCUAUGCUCAGGGUUUGACUCUUGGUGUGCUCUGUGCUUCCGCUGCUUUCGAGAUCUCUGACCAGCGCCGUGGUCGUGGUAUUCUUGACUCCAAGAAGCAGAAAGGUGCCAAGGUUGAGGAGGAGUCUCCUUCUCACCAGGGCUCGAGCAUUCAAGAUGGUGACCUCUGGAAGGACAUGGUUGCUGCUGAGGAACAGCGCUUGAGCAAGAAGCACCAGGAUCUCUACGAGCACCCUGGGAAGCACCAAGCAAAGCCUGCUGCCCAAGAGAAGAACGCCGAGUCCAAGCCCGCCGAGGAAGAGUCUAAGUCUGAGGAUAAGGAGUCCAAGUCCGAGGACAGCAAGGAUGAGAAGAAGGACACCAAAUCCGAGAAGAAGAACUAA